UACUUACCCAACACUGCUUCAAGCCGAAGAAAUCAAGUAUUACAGUUUCCAGUCAGCAUGACAGUCCAAAAAGGAUUUAAACAAUUAUAACUCUUCAAUUAAGUCGUACAUAGAACCGAAAUCAUGAUGAUUAACAAAGUAUUAAAAAUAAAAGAAUUAAUUCGUGAAAUCCCUAAGGGUGGACCCUUAGGUAGAUACAGAAAUCGAGCAUCUUUUGAUUGGAAAACAUUAAAAUUAGGCCUCUAUGGCUCUGAUUAUUUGGAAUAUGAGAAUAAAAUUUUCAAUUUUGUGAGGAACUCACCAUCUUUUCAAAAACCAAUUAAAAAACCAACACUCGAUGAGUACAGGAGACGAUGCGUCAAUCAAAUCAAUGAUUUAUUCAAACAUGAUCUUAUUGAACCAUUCGGAUACUUCUUAAAUGCUUUCGUGGCAAUCGAUCCUUCGUUACCAGUUCUCAUGGGUAUACGCUUUGGUAUGGUUCCAAGCACUGUUUUUACGCUUUCCUCAGGAUCCGAUAGGCAUAUGGAUUUCUUAUCAAAAUUUCGAGACGGGCAUUUUAUCGGUUGCUUUGCAUUAACGGAAGUUUCUCAUGGUACAAAUGCCAGAGGGAUGAGAACAACAGCAACUUACAAUUGUGACUCCGAAAGCUUUGUGCUGAAUUCACCAGAUUUUGAAAGUUCCAAGUUUUGGGUUGGUGGGUUGGGUAAACAAGCAACCCAUGCUAUCGUAUUCGCACAAUUAAUUACUCCAGAUAAAAAAUGUCAUGGACUUCAUCUAUUUAUUGUGCCUAUCCGUGAUCCAGAAACAAUGCUUCCGUUUCAAAAUUUGACUUGUGGUGACUUAGGUGAGAAAGUUGGUCUUAAUGGUGUUGAUAAUGGCUUUGUCAUGUUCCAUAAUUAUGAAAUACCAAAAGAAAAUUUACUCAAUAAAAUGGGUGAUGUUUCAAAAGAUGGACAGUACAUUUCGCCUUUUAAAGAUAACAAAAAACGCUUUGGAGCUUCACUGGGCGCUCUUUCCAUGGGGCGUGUAACCAUAACAAAUAUUUCAGCUAAAAAUUGUUCACUCGCAAUAGUAAUUGCAGUACGUUAUUGUUCAGUACGUUGUCAAUUUGGUCUGCCUGAAACACCAGAGUGGCCAGUUAUUGAAUAUCAGGCUUUGUAUAGUCGUCUUAUGCCUUGGCUUGCCGUCGCUUAUGCCAUCAAUAUAUUCUCAAUAAAAUUUCUACGAAAAGCUCAAGAAUUUCAAAUGAAAAUGUUAAAUCCUAUUAUAAAAAAUGAAUUAGCAAGUGAAGGCCUUGAGAUCCAUGCACUUUCAUCAGCCACAAAACCUUUUUGCUCUUGGAUCGUAAGAGAUGCAAUCGCAGAUUGCAGAGAGGUAACAGGAGGAAUGGGUUACUUACAUGCAGCUCGGUUAGGUGAUAUUCGAGCUGAUCACGAUGCAAAUUGUACAUAUGAAGGUGAAAACAACGUUUUAAUUCAACAAGCAUCAAAUUGGUUAUUAUCUCUCUAUCCCUACUUUAAAAACGGAACCCCACUUACUUCAUUCGAUUCCAUUGGAUUUCUGUCUAAAGGACUUCAAAUUCUUGAAGAAAAAUAUAUCUGUGAAAGUCACAAUGAGACUUUGCAGCCUGAAAACCUGAUCAAAGCUUAUCAAUGGCUAGUUUGUUAUCAUUUUAAUGAAACUCAAAAAAAAGUUGGUUCAUUGAAAGCUGAAGGGCAUAAUUCAUUUGUCAUCAGGAAUGAAUCUCAAACAUUUUUUGCAAAAUCUUUAUCGUUGGCCUACGCAGAACAUGCUGUUUUUAAGAGUUUUGUUGACGCCUUGAAUGAUGAUUGUUGGGGUGAAAAAGAAAAAUGUGUACUUAAAAAAUUAUGCUCUUUAUAUGGAUGCUGGUCACUUGAAAAAUGGAUUGGAGACUUUUAUGCUGGCGGAUAUGCAAGUGUUGAAUCAAAUAUGAGUAACAAUUUAAGAGAAAGUAUUUUAAAAAUUUCAAAAGAAAUGGUAGGCGAAGCUGUAGCACUUGUUGAUGUCAUGGCACCACCAGAUUUUGUUUUAAAUUCUGUCUUAGGCAUGGAGGAUGGGGAUGUCUAUAAACAUUUAGAAAAAUUAGUCAAACUUCGUCCAGAGAAUUUCGAAAGACCUUACUGGUGGCAAGAAAUUCGUCAAUCAAAAUUAUGAAAAAUAGAAUAGCUUUAUUUUUCAAAGCAUACAAUAUAAAAAAUUUUUUUUACAGUAAAAGUUGUUAAAAAUUAUUUUUAUACAUUUUGUUACAACAGCGCAGUCUAGGUGAUAGGUCAAUUUAUUUUUUAAUAUUAUUUACUUGGUGAUUUUAAUGUUCUAUGGUUGAAUUCAUUGUUCAUGUUAAAACUUAGAAAUAUAUUUUAUUUAAUUGAAUUUUUUUUUUUUGUAUCUUCAUUCAAUGAUAAUUUUUUUUAUUAUAAAUCACUACGUAAAAAAGGUAUGUCUUCUAGCACGCUGUCUGCUUCUGCAAACCACUCUUCAUACAUUUUAAUUGGGUCUAUCAUCCAAAAUUUAUGAAAAGAUACUGGUUCUUGUGAUGCAAGAUAUGCUAAAGCAUAAUCUGAUGGUCGAGCCUUAAAAUGAA
Aphidius gifuensis is the source of this 2602-nucleotide messenger RNA. Its product is annotated as peroxisomal acyl-coenzyme A oxidase 3-like. Gene Ontology annotation, molecular function: pristanoyl-CoA oxidase activity; fatty acid binding; FAD binding. Gene Ontology annotation, biological process: lipid homeostasis; fatty acid beta-oxidation using acyl-CoA oxidase. The coding region runs from base 124 to 2175 and encodes 683 amino acids. NCBI's taxonomy places the organism in Eukaryota, Metazoa, Arthropoda, Insecta, Hymenoptera, Braconidae. Gene Ontology annotation, cellular component: peroxisome. The transcript is spliced from 7 exons. The record is from RefSeq and is a predicted model, not a curated record.